ACCCCCAUGGCCAGCAGCCAGGGGAGCUGCAGCUUUGCCUGCCCGUGACCUUGCUGGCUGGUGGGCAGCCAGAGCGCAGCCUUGGCGUGGGGAACACGCAGCUCCUCUUCCUUCCUUCGGCCUCGGCUGAGAAAAGGCACCAUCCCUGUGUGACAGCGAGGUCUCCGUCCAGCCCAGCCCCGGUACAGGGCCGUGCUCCCCGGUCUAAAGGAUCCCGUGGAGCGCUGAUCAGCACAGGGCAGGUCCCUCCCUCGCCUGGCACGGCAUCGGAGGAGGAGACAGGCACCGGCCGCCCUCCUCCAGGAACAGCAGCGAGCCCGGCCGGGGCCAGCGGGGCCGAGCUGGUCACCUCCAACCUGCACAGCACAACUGGGCCACCACGACUUACCCGGCACCACGGGCCCCAUGGGCACAGGUAGGAGCCGGUGGGGGGCCCUGUGUGCCACGGGCUGUGCCGUGCCCCGGGACACAGGGUGGGUGCCAGCCCCGGGAGCACAAGGAAGGGUCCUAUGGGAGGAACAGGCUGGGUUCUCCCGCGCCAGCACUGCCCGUCCCGGGGCUGGCGGUGCCGGACUUUGCCCGGCGGGGAGGGAGCGGGCCCGUAGGGAGGGACAUUCCCAGUUGGCAGCACCGUGCCCGGGCGAGCUCCCGUUGUGGCUCCACCCCGCAGCCAACCCGCUCUGGUGCCUCCACCAUGGCCCAUCUCCAGGUGGGACAGAACACGCUGCCGCGGGCCCCGGCACAGCUCCAUGGGCCGGUUCCCGGCGCCCAUCCCGCCAUGCGAGCCGCAGCAGGCGCGUUCCUGCCGCGCUGUGCCGGGAGCCCCGGGAACGCGGCGCCGUCGGCUCCCCCAGCACACGAGGCGCCCCAUUGUUCACCAUUGGGGCCCGCCGUGGUGCCCGGGGCGUGCCGGGGCUGCCGACGCCUGGCCGGGCGGGCAGCGGGGGCCUCCAGGCAGAAGGAAUCGGCAGUGACAUUCCCGUAGCCUGGAGACCGCCGUCCCUUUCAGCGGGCAGCCCAUUUGAAUAAGAAUCACCGUGCACACGGGGAAGGGGGGCCCGCCGGACGCGCCAUCCCAUCAUCGCCACCGCUCGUCCCUGCCUGCCCAGCCCUUGCCCCUGGCCUUGGCCUCGCCGCACGCCGCAGGACAACAGCCAGGCUUUGAUCCAGCGGCUGGGAGCGGGCGGCACCGGCGGAGGAGGAAGCACAAAAGGCAGCUCCAGCCUAAAUGCAAUAGCGGGACCCCGGCCAGCGGCGGGGAUGCUGCUGCCCGACCGGCUCCGGUGCUCCUGGCGCCCAUCCCGGGCUGGCCCCGGCCCGUCGCGGGGACCCCCCAGGGACAACAGUGACACUGGGAGGGAUGGAUCCGCCCCGAGCAGGGCAGGAUGGGGCACAGCACAGCUCGUGUGGGGCCUGGGAGUGCGGGAACGGCAGUGUGCCCUGGUCUGUGUGCAGGGAUGGGGCAUGGCCAUGGGGGUGGGCACCCCGUGCCACCCUGGGGGACGUUGGGACCCAACUUCCCCACCUGAUCCCGCUUCCCAGUGCUGUCCCCCGGGUAUGUGGCCAUGCUGGAGCUGGGAGAAGCCAGGCACCAGUUCCCUGCACCCCAUUGCCAUCCCCUGUACCCCACUGCAGUGUCUCCGUGUCCCCCCUAGGCAGAGCCUGCGGCUGCCCAUGGACCUCCUGGCACUCACUCUCCUCCUGGCGGGGAUACCAUCAGUGUGGGGCCAGCAGGAGCCUGACCCCAGCCAUGGAUGUGCCCGCGGGAGCUGCUACCCGGCCACCGGGAACCUGCUGGUGGGGCGAGCCCCACGCCUGAGCGCCACCUCCACGUGCGGGCUGCACGGGCCGCAGGAGUACUGCAUCGUCAGCCACCUCCAGGACUCGGAGAAAUGCUUCACCUGCGACUCGCGGGACCCGUCCCUGCCCCAGAGCCACCGCAUCGAGAACGUCAUCUACCUGAGCGGCCCCCGCGCGCGGCGGACGUGGUGGCAGGCCGAGAACGGCGUGGAGCACGUCAGCAUCCAGCUGGACCUGGAGGCCGAGUUCCACUUCACACACCUCAUCAUGAAGUUUAAGACGUUCCGGCCCGCGGCCAUGCUGGUGGAGCGCUCGGCUGACUUCGGGCGCAGCUGGAAGGUCUAUCGGUACUUCGCCUACAACUGCUCCAAGCUCUUCCCCGGCAUUCCCGACCAGCCCUCGGGGCUGGUGGACGAGGUGCUGUGCGACCAGCGCUACUCCGAGAUCGAGCCCUCCAGCCAUGGGGAGGUCAUCUUCAAGGUGCUGGACCCCUCCAUCCCGGUGGCGGAUCCCUACAGCCCGGACAUCCAGGACCUGCUGCGCGUCACCAACCUGCGGGUGAACCUCACCAAGCUGCACACGCUGGGGGACAACCUGCUGGACACGCGGCGCGAGGUGCUGCACAAGUACUACUACGCCGUGGAUGAGCUGGUGCUGCGCGGGAGCUGCUUCUGCCACGGACACGCUGCCCAGUGCGCGCCGGCACCCGGAGCCCCGGCGGCCGCCGUGCCCAGCAUGGUCCAUGGGCGCUGCGUCUGCGAGCACCACACGCAGGGGCUGAACUGUGAGCGCUGCGAGGACUUCUACCACGACCUGCCCUGGCGCCCGGCCGAGGGCUCCAGCACCAACGCCUGCCGCCGCUGCGACUGCAACGAGCACUCGCAGCGCUGCCACUUCGACAUGGCCGUCUUCCUGGCCACCGGCAACACCAGCGGGGCCGUGUGUGACGGCUGCCAGCACAACACCAUGGGCCGCCGCUGCCACCUCUGCAAGCCCUUCUACUACCGGCACCCGCGCGCCGACAUCCGCGCCCCCACCGCCUGCGCCCCCUGUGACUGUGACCCGGCGGGCUCGCUGGACGGAGGGGCCUGUGACGGGCACACGGACGUGGCGCUGGGCAUGAUCGCAGGGCAGUGCCGCUGCAAGGAGAACGUGGCCGGUCCCCGCUGCGACCGCUGCCGGCACGGUGCCUAUGGGCUCAGCCACGGAGACCCGCAGGGAUGCCAGCCGUGCAGGUGUGACCCACGGGGCACGGUGGCCGGCAGCUCCCCCUGCGACCCCAUCAGCGGGGACUGCUACUGCAAACGCUUCGUGGCCGGGCGCUCCUGCAGCCAGUGCGUGCCUGAGUUCUGGGGCCUGAGCUACGACGUGGGGGGCUGCCGGCCCUGCGACUGCGACUUCGGGGGAGCCUACAGCAACCGGUGCUCCAUGGAGGACGGGGCUUGUCCCUGCCGUCCCCAUCUCAUGGGGCGUCAGUGCGACCAGGUACAGCCCGGCUUCUUCUGCGCCCCCCUUGACUACUACACCUACGAGGCCGAGCAGGCCAUUGGGCACAGCCACGGCCAUGGCCAGCUCCCGGGUGCCAUCCGCACGGAGGUGCCCCAGGACUGCCUGGAAUACGACCCUGCGGAGCCGGGGGCACGAAAGGGCCGCCCGCGGCACCAACGCAGCCCCCCCCGGACCCCCCAUCCCCGCAGCGCCCCGCGCCGCGGCCGCCAGCAGCCCCCCAAGCCGGACGUGGAGGAGGUGGUGCGGGACGGCGCCGGGCGCAUGGUGACCUGGACGGGCUCCGGGUUCGCCCGGGUGCGGGAUGGAGCUGGGCUGACCUUCCGCGUGGACAACGUGCCCUACCCCAUGGACUACGAGCUGCUGGUGCGCUACGAGCCGGAGUCAGCAGAGGACUGGGAGGCCGUGGUCAGCGUCAGCUCCCAAGUGCUGCCCACCAGCCCUCGCUGCGGGAACCUGCUGCCCUCCGAGCAGAUGUACCGCGAGAGCCUGCCCCAUAGCCAGAGGUACGUGUUGCUGUCCCGGCCCUUCUGCUUCGAGCCCAGCACCCCCUAUGAGGUGACCAUGCGGCUUCAGCGGGCCGGUGUCACCCAGCGCCACCCCAGCGCCUUCAUCCUCAUCGACUCGCUGGUGCUGCUGCCGCGGGUGUCGGAGCUGCCGGGGCUGCACGGGGCCGAGGCGGCGCCGCGGCUGGAGGAGCUGGAGCGGUACCGGUGCCUGGAGGCGUUCCGCAUGGCCCCGCCGCCCGCCCUGGCGCAGGCCUGCGCCCGCCUGGUCUGCAGCGUGUCUGCCCUGAUGCACGGCGGGGCCCUGCCCUGCCAGUGCGACCCGCAGGGCUCCCGCAGCAGCGAGUGCCAGCCCCAGGGCGGGCAGUGCCAGUGCAAGCCCCACGUCCUCGGCCGGCGCUGUGACCGCUGCUCCCCGGGCAGCUACGGCUUCGGGCCGCUGGGCUGCAGCCCCUGCGCCUGCUCCGCGGAGGGCUCGGUGUCCCGGCUGUGCGAUGCGGUGAGCGGGCAGUGCCGGUGCCAGCCCGGCGCCGUGGGCCGGCGCUGUGACCAGUGCCAGCCCGGCCACUGGGGCUUCCCGUCCUGCCGGCCCUGCCAGUGUAACGGGCACGCCGAGGAGUGCGACCCGCGCACGGGCAGCUGCCUGCGCUGCCGCGACCACACCGCCGGCCGGCACUGCGAGAGGUGCCAGGAUGGUUACUAUGGGGACCCAGUGCUGGGCUCGGGGCAGCAGUGCCGGCCCUGCCCCUGCCCCAGCUACCCUGGCACACGGCACUACCACGGGAGCGCCUGCCACGCUGACCAGGAGACCCACCACAUCGUCUGCCUCUGCGCACCUGGAUACGCCGGGCCCCGCUGCGACCGCUGCUCCCCGGGAUACUUCGGAGCACCGGAGACGGAGGGAGGCGUGUGCCGGCCCUGCCAGUGCAACAACAACAUUGACGCCAGCGACCCGGGCGCCUGUGACCCCCGCACCGGGCACUGCCUGCGCUGCCUGUACCACACCGCGGGGCCCCGCUGCACCCUCUGCCAGCCCGGAUACUAUGGCAAUGCCCUGCAGCGCAGCUGCCGGCGCUGCGGCUGUGACCCGCGGGGAACCCUGGAUUCGCACUGCACCGCCGGCUCCUGCGCCUGUGACCGCGGCACCGGCGCCUGCGCCUGCCGGCCCAACGUGGUGGGCAAGAGCUGCGACCGCUGCGCACCCCACUUCUGGAGCCUGGGGGGGCCAGGGGGCUGCGAGCCCUGUGGAUGCCACCCCACGCACUCCCUGCACCCUGCCUGCGAUGCGGUGACGGGGCAGUGCCAGUGCCGGCCCGGCUUCGGCGGCCGCGUCUGCUCCCAGUGCCAGGAGCAUCACUGGGGAGACCCCGAGCAGGAGUGCCGAGCCUGUGACUGCGAGCCGCUGGGUGCUGAGAGCCCGCAGUGCGAGCAGGCCAGCGGGCAGUGCCGGUGCCGGCCGGGCUUCGGUGGGCAGCGCUGCGACCGCUGCCAGCGCGGCUACCAGGAGGCAUUCCCGCGCUGCUCACCCUGCCACCCCUGCUUCGGGCAGUGGGACCCGGCCCUGGGCCGCCUGUGGGACGGGCUGCGGCGCCUCGGGGCGCAGGCGCAGGCGCUGCGGGACGGGGGGUCCCUGUCCCCACUCAGCCCCCGCCGCCUGCGGGCGCUGCAGGAGGCGCUGGGGCGCGUGGAGCGGCUGCUGGGUGAGGGGGGCAGCGCCGGGGGACCCCUCCUCGACGCGCUGCCCGGGCGGCUGGAUGGCACCAGGAUGGAGCUGGAUGACUUCUGGAAGCAGCUCCAAGACCUGGAGCAACAUCUGGAUGAGCUGGCGAAGGCAGAUGUGCGGCACCACGACCGGAUAGCUGUGCUGAGCCGUGAGCUGGGGGGUCUCAACCGAACCGCCUCCCACCUCCAAACCCUCCUCAGCACCGUGGCGGCGGCCGGAUUCAGUGAGUCCUACCGCAGCAUUCUGGCAUCAGCGGAGGGCUCGCGGCUGGCGGAGGUGGUGGCCAAUGGCACUGCUGGUGAGGUGGCCGGGGCACAGGCGGCGCGGCGGGCGGCAGAGCGGGCGCUGCGGCAGCGGGGAGACGCGUUCCGCCGGGGCACCGCCGCGGCACGCAAAUCCCUGCGUGAGGCACAGAAACGGGUGAUGGGGCUCAGCGCUGCCGGCGUCAAUGAGAAGAUCUGUGGAGCACCCGGGCACCGGAGCUGCAAGCAAGCGCCUUGUGGAGGAGCCUUGUGCCGGGAUGAUGCAGGGAUGCGGCAUUGCGGUGGCACAGGGUGCAUGGGGGCACUGCCUGUCUCGGCUCGAGCCCUGAGCAGUGCCCGUAAUGCAUCCCAGCAGCUGGAGGUGGCCCUGGGGCAGCUGGGUGUCGUGGCACAGAAGACGCAGGAGGUGCAGGAGCUGGCGCGGGGCGCACGGAGCCGGGCAGAGGAGGCACUGGGGCGCUCACAGGCCGCCCGCAGCCGCGCAGAGAAGGCGACAGCCCAGCUGAGGGACUUCAUCCACAGAAUCAAGGCCUUCCUGGCAGAGGAGGGAGCUGACCCAGGCAGCAUCGAGCUGGUGGCCCGGCAAGUGUUGAACAUCUCCCUGCCCAGCAGCCCCGGCCGGAUCCAGGAGCUGCUCCAAGAGAUGCGGGAGAGCAUCAGCCAGCUGGAAGGGGUGGACGUGGUGCUCAACAGCACGGCACAGGGGCUGGCUGUGGCACAGGGGCUGCUGGAGCAGGGACGGGAUGCCAGGGAGCGAGCGGAGGGUGUGAGGGAUGAGCUGCUGGGGACACAGCGGGCGCUGGAGGUGGCACAGGCACAGGCGACGGCAGCGGGGAGUGCCCUGCGGAGCGCCAGGGAUGCCAUCCGGGUGGCUGAGAGCAGAGCCAAGGAGGCGGAGCGCAGGCUGCAGGCGCUGGAGGGGAAGGAGUCACGGGCGCAGCGGCGGCUGCGGGAGCUGGGGCAGCGCGUCACCACGCUGCAGGAGCAGCACCAGGACACCCGCCGCAUGGUGCAGCGAGCCAAGGACGGGGCGCAGCGUGUCACCGCCACUGCCGGGUUGCUCAGCCAGGACCUGGCGCAGGUGACGCAGCGCUACACUGUGCUGAAGAGCCGGGUGAGCGCGCUGGAUGGGGUGGCCGGCAGCGCCCUGCAGCGUGUGACACGGCUGACGGCCGAGGCACGGGACCUCCUGGACAAGGCCAGCACCAGCAAGAGGAAGCUGGAAGAGCUGGAGCAGCACUUCGGGGCCAAUGAGCGGGUGAUGGCAGCGAAGGCGACGCGGCUGCAGGCGUUGGAGCAGCAGGUCUGGGGGCUGCUGGAGGAGAUCCGGGAGAGAGCCAACGCUUACGCCACCUGCUAGGGACCGGCGGCGGGGCCGGGGCUGCGGGACGGGGGCACGGUUGAGGUGCAGCGCCCCCGGUUCCCGCAGCCCCGCGGUCCCGUCCCCUCCGCGGGUGCCUGUAGCGCGGCCGCGCCUGCGAAUAAAGCCCUGAGCAGUGGCCGUGUCCGGUGCCUGACUC
Molecule: messenger RNA, 7318 nt
Organism: Strigops habroptila (Kakapo)
Lineage: Eukaryota; Metazoa; Chordata; Aves; Psittaciformes; Psittacidae
Product: laminin subunit beta-1-like
Exons: 36
Coding region: 1261-7158 (1965 amino acids)
Biological process (GO): basement membrane assembly; substrate adhesion-dependent cell spreading; cell migration
Cellular component (GO): laminin trimer
Molecular function (GO): extracellular matrix structural constituent
Source: RefSeq, a predicted model, not a curated record